Molecule: messenger RNA, 2155 nt
Organism: Cololabis saira (Pacific saury)
Lineage: Eukaryota; Metazoa; Chordata; Actinopteri; Beloniformes; Belonidae
Gene: sp9
Product: sp9 transcription factor
Exons: 2
Coding region: 108-1442 (444 amino acids)
Biological process (GO): regulation of transcription by RNA polymerase II
Molecular function (GO): RNA polymerase II cis-regulatory region sequence-specific DNA binding; DNA-binding transcription factor activity, RNA polymerase II-specific
Source: RefSeq, a predicted model, not a curated record
GCCAAGAGAGAAACCGUGUGACCCGAGUCAGCACGGCCAAUCUGAACCGGAUCGGAGCCGCACAAGCGCUGACAUCGCGAGUUCCCACCCCAGCACAGACCCUGGAUAUGGCUACGUCUAUACUUGGGGAAGAGCCACGGUUUGGAACGACACCUCUAGCGAUGCUGGCUGCAACUUGCAACAAAAUCGGUAACACUAGUCCUCUCACAACUCUGCCCGACUCCAGCGCGUUUUCCAAAGGUGGAUUUCAUCCGUGGAAAAGGUCCUCCUCCAGCUGCAACUUAGGAUCCAGUUUGCCCGGCUUCACGGUCGCGACGAGCCGCGCGUCCACGGGACUACCGGCGAGCAGCGGCGGCGCCGGCGGCAGCGCCUUCUGCCUGGCCUCCACCUCCCCGACCUCCUCGGCCUUUUCCACCGAGUACAGCGGCCUGUUUUCCAACUCCGCGGGCGUCACGAGUACGCAGGAGUCGGGCCAGUCCGCCUUCAUCUCCAAAGUGCACACGUCUGCGGAGAGCCUGUACCCGCGGGUGGGGAUGGCGCACCCGUACGAGUCGUGGUACAAGUCCGGGUUCCACUCCACCAUCUCCGGCGACGUGGCCAACGGCGCGUCCUCGUGGUGGGACGUGCACACGAACCCGGGCUCGUGGCUGGACGUGCAGAACCCGGCGGGCUCCCUGCAGACCUCGCUGCACACCGGCACGCCCCACCAGGCGGCCAUCCACUCGCAGCUGAGCGGCUACAACCCGGACUUCUCGUCGCUGACGCACUCGGCGUUCAGCUCCACGGGCAUCAGCCCGUCCGCCUCCCACCUGCUGUCCACGGGCCAGCACCUGCAGCUGACGCAGGACGGCUUCAAGACGGUCAUCCCCGCCUACACGGACGCUUCUUCCGCCGCCAACGCCAUGAUCUCGGCGGGGGGCGGCUCGGGCAUCAGCGGCUCGUCCAGGUCGUCCCGCCGGUACUCGGGCAGGGCGACGUGCGACUGUCCGAACUGCCAGGAGGCGGAGCGGCUGGGGCCCGCGGGGGCCAGCCUGCGCAGGAAGGGCCUGCACAGCUGCCACAUCCCCGGCUGUGGUAAAGUGUACGGGAAGACGUCGCACCUCAAGGCGCACUUGAGGUGGCACACCGGCGAGCGGCCUUUUGUCUGCAACUGGCUUUUCUGUGGCAAGAGGUUCACCCGCUCCGACGAGCUGCAGAGACAUUUACGCACGCACACGGGCGAGAAACGCUUCGCCUGCCCGGUGUGCAACAAGCGCUUUAUGCGCAGUGACCAUUUGAGCAAGCACAUCAAAACGCACACGGCGGGCGGAGGAGGCAAAAAGGGCAGCGACAGUGACACCGACACCAGUAACCUGGAGACGCCGCGGUCCGAGUCCCCGGAACUCAUACUGGACGGGGUGAACCCCAGAAUUAAGGAUCCGUCUUCUCACGACGAGCCCUGAGGCUCCAAAAAAAAAACAAAAAAAAAAACGAGGAAAAAAAAGCAGCUUCAAAACCUGCUCUGAGAUUAAAACGGGUCCCAUUUGAAAGACAAUAAAAGGAGAAAAUAUCUCAAGAGGUGAUUUCAAAAACUAAAAAGAAAUACAUAUAUAUAAAUAUACAUAUAAAUUCUCCAUGGUCAUGCUGAGCAUUUCAUUCUUAAAUUCAUCUAAGGAAAAAAAAAUAAUAAUGAUGAAAAUAAGUGAAUCAUUUUACUUGUUGGCCUUGGGGGAUUUUCAGAUGGGCCUAAAUAGACUUCCGCUCGCAAAAGAACUGGAUGUCUGGCUGAAGGUGCGCGGAACCUGUUGAACUUUGAUUGGACAAUGUGAGUCGCAUCUUGUAUAUUGACCACUAAACUCUGUGUUAUUUUCAUGUAAAUGUUAGGCUAUGAUUGUUUCAUCGGUGUUGUUAUCCUGGAAAUCAGGGAGUUUACUUUGGACGCACUUUGUGGAUAUGUAUGUAAUACAGCUUUUUUUUUUUUUAAACUUUGGUUAACCAUUUUAUUUCUUUGCUAAAAAAAAAAUAUCUAUAUAUAAAUGUUUACCUGUAUAAAGUCACACGUAUGAGGCUUUCAUUUUAUCGUAAUUAAAACGUCUGAAAAAAAAGGCUUUUACUGUGUGAUGUAGAUUUUAUAUGUGUUUGUUAAAAUUUAAUAUGACAAAUAUAUAAGCGUUAA